Messenger RNA from Rhodamnia argentea, 1563 nucleotides. RefSeq names its product WD repeat-containing protein RUP2. Bases 110 to 1342 code for a protein of 410 amino acids. Gene Ontology annotation, molecular function: protein binding. The transcript has 2 exons. The record is from RefSeq and is a predicted model, not a curated record. Gene Ontology annotation, biological process: response to UV-B. Lineage: Eukaryota; Viridiplantae; Streptophyta; Magnoliopsida; Myrtales; Myrtaceae.
UCCUCACACAUUACUUACGCAAUCCUUUGAUUGGUCCAAAGCCCCACGACCCUCCGACCACAUCAUCUCCGCCACAACUAUUUCCACCAUCGCCUCUUAUGUAUGGGCUAUGAACAACUUCUUACCGCCCCAGAAAUCACAGCAAUUCACAACAAGAAACGAAGAAGCAGCGGCAGCAGCAGCCCAGGACGAAGAAGAAGAAGAUCGGAGGAAGGAGAAUCAAGAAAACAUUGAAAGUAGAGGAGGUCAAGAUCGAACGCUCGACGUCGCCCCCCGGCCUGAGCCACCCCGAGAAGAAGAAGGAAGAGCGAGAUGUGAGUGGGACUUCCAUCUCCACACCGUCAUUUCCUCCUCCGACGCCGCCUCCUCCUCCGCCUCCGACACCCUCGGCGUCAUCGAAUUCGACCCCCCUGGCGCACUCAUUGCCACCGGCGGGAUCGCGAGGAAGAUCAGGAUUUACGGCUUGAGCUCUUUGGUGCCCCAAGAAAUUGACCCGCCAACAAUUGCAUUUUUGGAGCAUUCUAGCGCCUGCAGCUACUACAUAUGCACUCCGGCUAAGCUGAGCAGCCUCAGGUGGCGGCCUGGCUCAGGCAGCCGGGUCAUCGGAUCCGGCGAUUAUGAUGGGGUUGUCACGGAGUACGACCUUGAGCGGCAGGUGCCGGUGUUCGAGCGUGACGAGCACGGCGGCCGACGGAUCUGGAGUGUGGACUACUCGAGCUGGGGUAUGGCCGUCGGGGCGUCUGGGUCCGAUGAUGGGACAAUGCAGCUCUGGGACCCACGCUGCGGCGACGGCGGGAGGUGCCUUUCCAUGGUGCGGCCCGGGGAAGCGGGUCGGAGCACCGCCGUAUGCAGCGUUGAGUUCAGCCCGUUCGACAGCGCCACUGUGGCCGUAGGGUGCGCAGACUGGAGAGCCUACACCUAUGACCUGCGCAACAUGUCGGGCCCAGUCCGGGUCUUCGAUGGGCAUGCGAAGACGGUGACCUACACCAAGUUCCUCAGCGCCCAUGCGAUGGUGUCCGCGAGCAUCGACGGCUGCCUGAAGCAAUGGAGCGUGGCAGACGCAUGCGCGGUCCGCACGUAUCGGGGGCACGUGAACACACGGAGCUUUGUCGGUCUGUCUGUGUGCCGAGACGGCGGGUUGAUUGCCUGUGGCUCGGAGAGCGACCAGGUAUUCGUGUAUGACGCAAGGUGGGGCGAGCCCAUCUGGGCCCACCGGUUCGAGGGCGGGUUCGUGAGCAGCGUGUGCUGGAGGCAGGCCGGCUCGGACAGGUGCACGCUUGUCGCCGGCGGGUCGGACGGUGCUUUGCAGCUCUUUGUGGGCAUGAAGAAGUCAUCGUCAUGAGAAUGAUCGUCUGAAUGUGUAAUCCCUAGUCCCUACCAUUUGAAAGGCUGGGAAAUGAAAAAAUUUGAGACUAGAAUCUUAUCCUGUUGGACACACAAAGAAAAAGAUGCUGUCAGGUUCCAUUUUCUUUUGGCUUUCUUCUUCUUCUGAACUACAUUAUUGUCAAAUUCAUUGGUGCUUCCUUGGAAAGGAUGGAUAAGAUUCUCAUCAGAGCUCUUUUG